CCUCAGAGCUCUCUGAUGCCCCAGACUUUUCCCUGCUUUUACCCCCGUUGCUCAGGUGCUUUCACUCCUUUUCCAGAAGGCAGGCAUCCUACCUCCAGUCGUUCUUUCCCCCCCACCCCUUUGCUUUCCUCCAUCUUGCCAAACUAGUUUGAGUCCGCCACACCCCCUUCUGAGCUCCUGGGGCCUUUUGGGUGGUGGCUGGCCACCCAACCCCACCCCUAGGCUUGGCUUGGAGACCUGAGUCAGCUCCAACUCCACCUAAGCCAAAUCAAACCUGAGGCAGGAGCCGAAACUCAAAGUCCCUCGAGGCCUAUAGCCAGGUGAUGGAGGACGAGGAGAAGGCAGUGGACACCUUGGUGAGCAACAUGGGAGCUGCUCAUUCUCCAUCCCCCAUCCGCUGCUGCUGGCUCCGCCUCCGCUACUUGGCAGCUACUAGCAUUAUCUGUGGCUGCUCUUGCCUGGGAGUCGUGGCCCUUGUGUUUGCCAUCAAGGCGGAAGAGCGGCAUAAGGCAGGCCGGUUCGAGGAGGCAGUGCACUGGGGGGCCCGGGCCCGGAACUUCAUCCUGGCCAGCUUUGCCGUCUGGCUUGCUGUCCUCAUUCUGGGCCCCCUGCUUCUGUGGCUGCUCUCCUAUGCCAUCGCCCAGGCUGAGUGACCCUGGGUGGCCUCUGCUGAGAGUCAGCGAGACCUCCUGGAUCCUGCAGUGCGGCAUUGCUAGGGUCUGAGGCCGGCAGUGGUCCUUCCUGGCUGGAAGGAUGGUGCCUCUCUCAAAGGUCUUUGGAAGAACUCUUCUAGACCUUUCUAAAAGGAGGCAGCAGCUGAAACUGUUGAGGGGAGGCCAGCCUGCUCUGUUCUUUCAGUGUCCACCAUCCCCUAUUUCCCCCAGCCUACUACAUCCUAGGGGCCUCAACCCAGAGGUGGGGUUGAAGACCAGGCCUGAUUUUAUUAGAAUUUGUUUUGUAAUAAAAAUCUUUUUUAGUGGUGAAA
Molecule: messenger RNA, 985 nt
Organism: Odobenus rosmarus divergens (Pacific walrus)
Lineage: Eukaryota; Metazoa; Chordata; Mammalia; Carnivora; Odobenidae
Gene: TMEM265
Exons: 3
Coding region: 324-653 (109 amino acids)
Cellular component (GO): membrane
Source: RefSeq, a predicted model, not a curated record